AUGUCAUUUAACUUUUUGACACCUUUCGGUACACCGGUCGAGGACCCUCCAGCAAAGGAAACGAAACCUGGAACAACUCUUGCUUUAAACAGCACUGUUUCUGACGUUCACACCUCAGAUCCAAAUGUUGCACCAAGUUCAUCCAACAACCGAAGAACCAUAAACAGUUUUGUUGACAGAAUAUCAUCCAUUGAACAAAUAGAAAACGAAAAAUCAUUUGCUAAAUUAAUUUUUCAGUGUGGAUUGCCAUUGUCUCUUUCUGAAAUGGAACCAUUAAAAAUUUGGAUUAAAAAAACAAGACCAGCAUUAAAAUUACCAUCAAGAAAAAAAAUUUCUACUACAUUACUUGAUGAAGU
This is a messenger RNA of Entrophospora candida, 356 nucleotides long. NCBI's taxonomy places the organism in Eukaryota, Fungi, Glomeromycota, Glomeromycetes, Entrophosporales, Entrophosporaceae. The record is from the annotation of a GenBank genome assembly.